Rotaria sp. Silwood1 is the source of this 3096-nucleotide messenger RNA. Lineage: Eukaryota; Metazoa; Rotifera; Eurotatoria; Philodinida; Philodinidae. The record is from the annotation of a GenBank genome assembly.
AUGUCGAUAGACAAAGACAAACUAUUAAAAAUUAAAUUUAAUUGUGAUUGGCGUUGUUGUCGUCGUUCAAUUGAUGAUAAUAUCAAUAUUCGUGUUAUGACAAAUACACUUAGUAACAAUAAUUGCUAUUGGACUCCUAUACGAUUACCACAUAUUACUGUUAAUAAAGAACGCGAAAGCAAUCAUAUUACUAUUAACGAUCAACAAAAUUGGUGGUAUUUCAAAGAAUUUGAAUGGAACGCUCGCCAACAUGACUCAAACCAACAAGUCUUUCUUAUAUUUGAGUCACCCAAUGAUUGUGUAAAUAAUUACUCGUCAGUUAAUACUUUUACAGUAUGGUUAAAUGAAAUACAAAUCUUUUCAGACUCAUUUCAUUCACCAGAAAUAUCGAUUGAUUUGACUGAACAACUUCUAUAUAAAGAUAAUUCAAAAAAUGAUAAACACAAAAAUACUUUAAUAGUACAUUGUACAAAUGCUUCUCUAUGUUUAAAUGUUUAUCUACUCUUAUCACACGAAAUUUUUUAUGCAAUUGAACAAGAAAAUACUCAUGUUGAUAUGGAAAAAAAUUCGACGACGUUAUUCUUGAGAAAAAAUCAUGUUCUUGAUUAUUUGGUUCGUUUUAAUGAUACUGAUGGUCGAUUUGAUAUUGGUUUUAAUCCAAAAUUAAAACAACAAGAUCUAUCUGAUUUGGAUAUGAAUGAAAAUCUUGACCUAACAGUCCCACAAAUAAUUCAUAGUGAAACAGAUAUCGAAGAUUUCCAUGUACCUCAUCUAACUAUUGUUAUGCUUAUUGUUGGUUCAAGAGGUGAUGUACAACCAUUUAUUGCUUUUGGUCAAACACUUCAUGCAGCUGGUCAUCGUGUUCGCUUGGCAACACAUGAAAAAUUUCGAAAAUAUGUUCGUGAACAUGACUUAGAAUUUUUUCCAUUAGCUUCUAAUCCAGAUGAUUUAAUGUCAUUUAUGGUUAAAAAUGGUGGUCUUGUUCCAUCAAUGAAUAGUGUUAUGGCAGGUGAUCUGAAAAAAUACCGUCGUGAUAUUUCCAACAUUCUUGUAUCUACAUGGCUUGCAUGUACAGAAAAUGAUGAUGAAACAUCAGCUUCAUUUACAGCAGAAGUUAUUAUUGCUAAUCCACCAUCAUUUGGUCAUGUACAUUGUGCACAAAAAUUACAAAUUCCAUUACAUAUAAUGUUUACUAUGCCUUGGUCAGCUACAACUGUAUUUCCACAUGCAUUUUGUAGAGUCGACUAUUCAAAACUACCAAAAGAAAAACUUAAUCUUCUUUCAUACAGUGUUAUGGAUACUCUUACAUGGUAUGGUAUGCGUGAUCUUGUCAAUGAUUUUCGUCGAGAAACAUUGGGUCUUCCAUCAAUCCAUACACGUCAAGCUGUACGUCUGUUAAUCGAUGAACGUGUACCGCAUUCUUAUUGCUGGUCAUCAUCAUUGGUUCCUAGACCAUAUGACUGGCCACCACAUAUUGAUGUUUCAGGUUAUUUUUUUCUCAAUCAUGAUAAUGAUAAUUACAAACCACCAGAUGAUUUAGCUGCUUUUCUUGGUCUCAACAGUGAUGAUCGAGAUAAAGAAAAAUUAUUACCACCAAUAUACAUAGGUUUUGGUUCUAUAACAGGAAAUGAUUUAGAUAGUCUUUUUCAAGUUAUAUUGGAUGCUUUAGCAAGGACAGGCUAUCGUGCUUUACUUUCUGGUUUUGAUAAACAUGAUGAUAAACUACCUGAUAAUAUUUUUAAAAUCGAUGAUAUUCCACAUGAUUGGCUAUUUGAACAUGUAUCGGCUGUAUGUCAUCAUGGUGGAGCAGGUACCACUGCAGCAGGUCUUCGUGCAGGUAAACCAACCAUCAUUUUACCUUUUUUUGGUGAUCAAUUUUUUUGGGGUGAUGUUGUCGAAAAGAAUGGUGUUGGUCCUUCACCAAUACCUGGAAAAAAUGUAACAGUUGAUGAUUUAGUAGAAGCAUUUAAAAUAGUUCUUCAACCAGCAAUGCAAAAUGCUGCUAAACGUAUUCGUGAAAUUUUAUCUCAUGAAGAUGGAUGUGCAACAGCAUUGCGCAUGUUUCAUGCUCAUCUACCUCUUUCACGUAUGCGUAGCGAUCUUGAGUCAACAUUUGCUGCAUGCUAUCGUGUCGAUGAACUUGAUUUACAAGUGUCACGACCAGUAGCUCAAGUCCUUGUUGCAGCAGGUGCUUUAGAUGAAUCACAAUUUCGUCUUUAUCCUACUCGAGAAUGGGCAUCUAUAUAUGAUCAUCGUAUGCAUGUGCCGACGAGUGGUGUUUUCAAACACACACACAAAGCUUUUUCUUAUAUAUUUAUUCACACUACAAGCGGCAUGAGACGAGCCAUCAGUAGUACCAAUAUAAUAACAGGAAUUGUUGGUGGCGUCACCGGCGUAUUCAGAGAUAUUGUUAAAGGUAUUGGGCACCUAUCCGUCGGAAUCGUAUCGUUAUAUGGCGAAAUGACAGAUGUUCUUAGUCGUGUUCCAUCAUUAUAUGAUCCAUACAGUGAAUUAGAUACACAUGAAAGAUCACAUGUGACUGAUUUCAAAUCUGGCAUUAAAGCUGCUGGUCUUUCGAUUAAGCACGGUUGGAAAGAUGGCAUAACCGGAUUCAUUAGAAAACCACGUGUAGGUUAUCGCCGUCAUGGCAUAUUAGGUGGUGCUACGGGAGCAUUAGUAGCUACUGCUAAUGGUUUUGUAAAGCCUCUUGCAGGCUCACUUGCCUCUGUCACUUGGCUAGGUCGUGGUAUGUAUGCUAGUAUGAAGAAGAAACACAACAAAAAACAUGGAGCAAAUGAACAGCACAUUAUAAUCAAUAAACUUUCUGUACAGUCUACAUUUUCAUCAUCAUCAUCAUUAACGGAUUUAGAUCAACAAGAGCAAUAUGAUGAUAAUCAUGAAGUUCCAAGAAUUAUCAAGUUUGCAUCAGCUGUUUCCGGUUAUCCUGCUGAAGUUUGUCAACAAAUUUUAGAUGAAUUUGAUAAAGUUAAAAGACAUCAUGAGCAAAUUACUGAAUUUUCAUCAAAUCAAACUCAAAAGCGUCGACGUAGACAUCUAUUUCGACGACAUCGAAGUUAUUCAGAUUCUGCAAUUUAA